AUGACGACGAAAUUUGACAUAUCUCCUGAAAAGCAGGCAAGUGUGCCUCGUUUCUUCUACCAACAACUUACCUUUACACCUGCCGAAGUACGAGAUGUAAGUCUUCAAGGAAAGACAGCUAUUGUGACUGGGUCAAAUACGGGAGUAGGGUUUGAGACAAGUCGCCAGCUGCUAGACCUAGGUGUUAGCAAGCUCAUUCUCGCUGUGCGCAAUGAAGACAAAGGAAAAGCCGCCAUGGCUAAGCUGAUCUCCUCGACCGCUCGCAAAGACCUGAGCGAAGAUACCAUCGAGGUAUGGAACUUGGAUCUUGCCAUAUACGCCUCAGUGGUUGCAUUUGCCAAGCGUACCAAGAGUCUUGAUCGUCUAGACAUUGUCGUUCUCAACGGCGGUAUAGCACCUGCAAAACGAGUGUUCAACAUACAAACCGGCCACGAUGAGAUGAUCCAGGUUAAUUAUCUAUCGACAGCCCUUCUAGCUAUUUUAAUACUUCCUAUUAUUAAGGAGAAAAGGGCUAAUCAGGAACAUCCCAGUCGCAUUACACUGGUGUCAUCUGAACCUGGGAACAUAGACAUGCUAGACCGAAUGUUUGUAUCUAAACUCCUCGGUCAAUUCUUUCUGACCGAGCUCGCAAGGAUUGUACCUGUCUCGGUGGCGGUCAUCAAUGCAGCAUCACCUGGCACCGUCCACGACUCGGAUUUCAACCGUGAACACGACAAGACAUUCUCAGGCGCCAUUGCUAAAAAAAUAAUGCGCCGCAUAGGUUCGACAUCCGCAGUUGGUGCCUGUAUGAUCACAGAUGCUGCAGUUCAGCAUGGCGAGGAGACGCAUGGCCAGUUUCUGUCUUUUCAGAAGGUGGUACCGAUGGCACCGAUUUUAUAUACAGAAGAGGGAAAAAGUAUUUCAAAACGCCUUUGGAAAGAGACAAUGGCCGAGUUUUCAUUCGCAAAGGUCGAAAAUAUUUUACAGGAGAUAUGUGAGGAUCUAGCAACUGGAGACAUUGAAUGA
Messenger RNA from Talaromyces proteolyticus, 1005 nucleotides. RefSeq lists its product as uncharacterized. The coding region runs from base 1 to 1005 and encodes 334 amino acids. The transcript is spliced from 3 exons. NCBI's taxonomy places the organism in Eukaryota, Fungi, Ascomycota, Eurotiomycetes, Eurotiales, Trichocomaceae. The record is from RefSeq and is a predicted model, not a curated record.